GCGGCCCUGGAGGCUGCCCGCCCGGACUCUCCUACUCGGCGCCGCCGGCCGGCGCAGAGACCCACCCAAGGCGGCGGCAGGAGGCGGCGCUGGUGGCUGCGGAGCGCUGGGCGCGGACGGCGCCGCCUUCCCCGCCCCGUUGGGCAGCAGCGGACCGGCGACGCUCCCGGGGCUUAGCGGCAGUGCGAGUCCCGCCGCCACCGAGGCUCCGCGUGGCUCCUGGGGCGCAGGAAGGCGGGUGCGAUCGGGGCGGGGCGGGGGGACCCUUGGCUUCCUCAGCCUCUGACGCCGAUUCCUCCGCAGGGAAGCGCCGGCCGCCGCUCGGAAUCCGGAGGAAGGAGCCCGGCUUCCCCCGCCGGCCUUCGCCACGUCGCCCGCUUCCCCGAGAGAACUUUCUGCAUGACGGUCUCCAAGAUGUCAUGGCGGCCACAAUAUCGCAGUUCCAAGUUUCGAAAUGUCUAUGGCAAAGUAGCCAAUCGAGAGCACUGCUUUGAUGGGAUUCCAAUCACCAGGAAUGUCCAUGACAACCAUUUCUGUGCCGUUAAUACCAGAUUCCUUGCCAUAGUAACAGAAAGUGCUGGUGGGGGCUCUUUCCUUGUCAUUCCACUGGAACAAACUGGCCGAAUUGAACCAAACUACCCCAAAGUCUGCGGCCACCAAGGCAACGUGCUUGAUAUUAAGUGGAACCCCUUCAUUGAAAACAUCAUUGCUUCUUGCUCAGAAGAUACUUCAGUUCGGAUAUGGGAAAUCCCGGACGGAGGCUUGAAGCGCAAUAUGACAGAGGCUGUCCUGGAGCUGUAUGGCCACAGCCGGCGUGUCGGCCUCAUCGAGUGGCACCCAACCACCACCAAUAUCCUGUUCAGUGCUGGAUAUGACUAUAAGGUCCUCAUCUGGAACUUAAAUAUUGCUGAACCAGUGAAGAUGAUUGACUGCCACUCUGACGUCAUCCUUUGUAUGUCCUUCAACACAAAUGGCAGUUUACUCGGCACCACUUGCAAAGACAGGAAGCUGCGGGUCAUCGAGCCUCGUUCAGGCAAAGUCCUCCAGGAGGCAAACUGCAAGAAUCACCGUGUGAACCGUGUGGUCUUCUUGGGGAACAUCAAGAGGCUUCUGACAACUGGUGUGUCACGCUGGAACACCAGGCAGAUUGCUCUCUGGGAUCAGGAGGAUCUAUCCAUGCCACUGAUAGAGGAAGAGAUUGAUGGAUUAUCGGGCCUUCUCUUCCCCUUCUAUGAUGCUGAUACCCACAUGUUGUACCUGGCUGGCAAGGGAGACGGGAAUAUCCGAUACUAUGAAAUCAGCACUGAGAAGCCAUACCUGACCUACCUGAUGGAGUUCCGUUCUCCAGCCCCACAGAAAGGCCUUGGAGUAAUGCCGAAGCAUGGCCUGGAUGUCUCUGCAUGUGAGGUCUUUCGGUUUUACAAGCUCGUCACACUGAAGGGAUUAAUUGAGCCAAUUUCUAUGAUUGUACCGAGGAGAUCUGAAACCUACCAGGAAGAUAUCUACCCAAUGACUCCGGGUCCAGAACCUGCCCUCACCCCAGACGAAUGGCUGAGUGGAAUGAAUAGGGAUCCCAUAUUGAUGUCUUUAAAGGAAGGCUAUAAGAAAGAAUCCAAAGUAGUUUUUAAACCACCAAUAAAAGAGAAGAAAAGUGUUGUUGUCAAUGGGAUAGAUCUCUUGGAAAAUGUGCCACCCAGAACAGAGAAUGAGCUCCUCCGAAUGUUCUUCCGGCAACAAGACGAGAUCCGUCGACUGAAGGUUGAGCUUUCGCAGAAAGACAUCAAAAUCCGACAGCUACAGUUGGAGUUGAAAAACUUGCGCAAUAGCCCCCAAAACAAUGGGCUCUGAAGGGAUUUUUUUUUCUAAAGAAACUCUUUGUUUAUACCCACUCUUUAAUUUUACUGUCUCGUCUUAACACGUGAUAUGAGCCAGAGACCCUGUGGCAGCACACGGGUACACCUGCUAACUGGAAGCCUCUCCUCCUUCUGUGGUCAUUGCCUAGCACUAAAAAGUUAUUUGUACGGUUUAACUUGAGAACUUCUGCAUGAAAAGAACAAGGGACGUAUGUUAUCCAAAUUUCUCUUGAAGUAAGUAGAAGCCUACUGCUCUUUGUCAUUCGUGCAAAAUUGCAGAAUCAGUUUUCAUCCCUGAUUAUUCCAGGGCUGAAAAAGGAGAACACUGUAAGCCCAAACAAAAGCAACUGAAUUCAUUAUUACUUACCUUUCCUCUCCCGAGGCUGUCGAUAAACAGCAAGCGUGCAAUUGGAACGCAAACUCACGACACUGGAAAGAAAUCUGGAAGGAAAACGUUUCCCUUCUCUUGGGAACCAUCCUUGCGACCUGAGCGUUCCUUGAACCCAGCAGCUAGUGUGGGCUUUGGCAUUAUUGAACCCUCUCCAGGGCUCACCCUGCCUGUCUGGCGCCUGCUUUGCUUGGGCAUCACUCUUGGGGUGGUAGCUACAAUUUAUUCUGUUGAAAUAUACCCAGUGGGCACUGGGUGAUGAAUACACACAGGUUGCAUCUCUAAUUGGUCUCUUCAAGAGUGAUUGUGAAUGUACCCAUGUACACAUACACACAUGCACUCAUUCACACACUCUCACAGCUACAAGAGUCCUGAAGAUAAACUUGGCCAAAGGAAACAGGUAGAUGAAGCCUUUGAGGGAAAACAAUUCAAAAUAGAAAGGCAACACAUACUUGAUCAAGAGAGUCCAAAUGAAAGAUCCAAAUGGGGGUUUCCAGUGAGGAGCAGAUAACCCAGCGAAAAUUAAGCACUUUUAAUGUACUACCCAUAAGCAGCGUAUGAGUUAAGGGUGUGUUUUAUUCUUUUUGGUACAAGUAGUGGACGGUAGAGCUGCAUAUAUAUUUGUAGCUGCAUAGAUGUAUUUGCUAGCAAGGCAGAAUCCUGAAGAGUGCCAGGCCCACCCAAUGUUCAACUGGAUUCCCAUCCUGACAGUUUUCAAACAGAUUCAUAGCUCAGGUUCUUCAGCAGCUAAUGGAGCAGUUGGCAAACAGUCAGUUUGUGGCAGGGAAAGGGACUGGUCAUCCUUAUGGAAGCACAGCCAGGCAGAUGGAUUACCAUUGCCCCCCCCACCCCCACUCCAAGGGCAGAUAUGCUCAUUGAGUGAAUGAUCUAAUUAUGAGGUGUGAGGCCCUGAUAGCUUUCAUGGCACUUACAAAACUGCCAGCCCAUCCUAAUUAUUAACCCAAGAGAACCCAAUCCCCACCUUUUUUAGGACAGAGAGUUGGCAAGCUACCUGCACAACCAAGUGCCAGCCUUUAGUAUCGGACAGGGGCACUCAUGGAGGUUGGUGUGUGUGGAUUUCAAAAUCAAUAUAGUGGCCGGGAUGCAUUAGGAGAGCUUUGCAUUGACUGCACUGUCACUGCCAUCUUGGCUUCACUGCCCAGAAAGCUGCUGGAGCUGAACAUUUUGCGUGCUACCAAAGGCAGUCUCUGAACAAAAAAAAAGGGUGGGUGGGCAGGAAAUGUUCAACCCAAGG
This is a messenger RNA of Thamnophis elegans (Western terrestrial garter snake), 3496 nucleotides long. It is a transcript of the gene CORO2B, whose product is annotated as coronin 2B. The coding region runs from base 400 to 1848 and encodes 482 amino acids. The transcript has 12 exons. NCBI's taxonomy places the organism in Eukaryota, Metazoa, Chordata, Lepidosauria, Squamata, Natricidae. Gene Ontology annotation, biological process: actin filament organization. The record is from RefSeq and is a predicted model, not a curated record. Gene Ontology annotation, molecular function: actin filament binding.